CGGAAGACGCGCUCGGGCGACCGGGAGUGCGCGCCGGUCCGGUCCGGCCAUGCAGAGCCUGGAGUUGGGUCUGGUUCCCGCUCCAGCGAGGGAGCCGAGACUGACCCGCUGGCUGCGGAGAGGCAGCGGGAUCUUGGCGCACCUGCUGGCUUUGGGCUUCACCAUCUUUCUGACUGUGCUGUCCCGGCCGGGAACCAGUCUUUUCUCCUGGCACCCUGUAUUCAUGGCCUUGGCGUUCUGCGUCUGCAUGGCCGAGGCCAUCCUCCUCUUCUCGCCUGAGCACUCCCUGUUCUCCUUCUGCUCCCGAACGGCCCGGAUCCGACUGCACUGGGUGGGGCAGAGCCUGGCCCUCCCCUGCGCAGCCCUGGGCCUGGGCUUCAUCAUCGCCAGCAGGACCCGCAGCGAGCUGCCCCACCUGGCGUCCUGGCACAGCUGGGUGGGGGCUCUGACGCUGCUGGCCACGGCGGGCCAGGCGCUGUGUGGGCUCUGCCUGCUCUUCCCCCGGGCAGCCAGGGUCUCCAGGGUUGCUCGCCUCAAGCUCUACCAUCUGACGUGUGGCCUGGUGGUCUACCUGAUGGCCACCGUGACGGUGGUCCUGGGCAUGUACUCGGUGUGGUUCCAGGCCCAGAUCAAAGGUGCCGCCUGGUACCUGUGCCUGGCGCUGCCCCUCUACCCAGCCCUGGUGAUCAUGCACCAGAUCUCCAGCUCCUACUUGCCGAGGAAGAAAACGGAAAUAUGACUCCCUCCAAACUCUGACUCUAGCUGGCACCCUGGCCUUGGACUUCAGUGGUCUGUUUGGUGACCUUCAAGGGCUCCACUCCCGAAGUGGUAGGGUUUUUAUACUCUUAGCUGGGCUGACGGGUGACUCCGUGGACUGAAAUGGGGAAACGUACUGGGUGCAAGUAAAAGGUGAUGGGGA
Messenger RNA from Myotis lucifugus (little brown bat), 919 nucleotides. RefSeq names its product cytochrome b561 domain-containing protein 1. Gene Ontology annotation, molecular function: transmembrane monodehydroascorbate reductase activity. NCBI's taxonomy places the organism in Eukaryota, Metazoa, Chordata, Mammalia, Chiroptera, Vespertilionidae. The record is from RefSeq and is a predicted model, not a curated record.